Molecule: messenger RNA, 1730 nt
Organism: Anopheles coustani
Lineage: Eukaryota; Metazoa; Arthropoda; Insecta; Diptera; Culicidae
Product: asparagine synthetase domain-containing protein CG17486
Exons: 6
Coding region: 1-1722 (573 amino acids)
Molecular function (GO): asparagine synthase (glutamine-hydrolyzing) activity
Source: RefSeq, a predicted model, not a curated record
AUGUGCGGCAUAUUUUGUUACAUUUGCGCCGGUGAAAAUCCUUCCGAGGGUGAAGCCAUCCUACAAUCAUGUAUUGGCUUGCUCAAAAAUCGUGGACCAAACCAAAGCGCUCAGGUUUGGGUCGGUACGCAGGCACUUUUCUAUGGUUCCGUCCUAUGGCACCAAGGGGCAACGUUGUGCAGGCAGCCUGUGGAGACCGACAAAACGGUUAUGGUAUUUAAUGGAGACAUUUUUCAACAACGAGACGAUGUAGAAAAAAGCGAUACCCUUUGGUUGUUGCGAAGAAUCGAAUUGUGCCAAAGUGACAACGAUCUUUGCCAACUUUUUGGCCGGCUUCGGGGUCCGUUUAGUGUGAUAUUCUUUCGAAAAAAAGAAAAUAAGCUUUUCUUUGCCCGUGAUGCUGUGGGACGAAAUUCAUUAUUAGUUGGAAAGACCCCAGAUGCAAAUUGGUUUAUCACUAGUGUUGGUGGUAAUAUUUCUGGCUGCACAGUUCAUGAGCUUCCUCCAUGUGGUUUAUAUUACAUCGACCUAGCACACCUUAACGAGAAACAUCCGUUUGCCGUUUACCCCUGGAGAGAAGACUAUUCAGAGGCCGAACGAAUAUUUGGAGAAUUAACCAUUAGGCAUCAUAUCAUUCUUGAUCAGUUGCCUAGUUUACCCCAAUACGAAUUCCACAAAAUGUUCAAUAACACAUCGCCACUUGUUGAAAACUUGUUUGAUUUUAUUUCUCAAUCCGAGGACAUUAACAAUGUGUGCGACCAAUUGCUAUCUGCGUUACGUAUGUCGAUUAAGGAGCGCGUGGUGAAUACCACCAAAUCAUGUAAAAUUUGUCUUCCGAUGUCAACGAAAUGCAGUCACGCUAAAGUGGGCAUACUUUUCUCAGGCGGUAUAGAUUGUACAAUUUUAGCCUUGCUAGCCGAUGAGUAUGUUCCUGACAAAAUUCCAAUUGAGUUAUUGAACGUUGCCUUUGAAAAAAUAAACCGCACGUCGUCGCAGCAGCCUGUCGAAUGGAACGUUCCCGAUAGAGUCACAGGAAAAGCUUCGGUAGAAGAACUACGGCUUCUACGUCCUAAUCGGAAGUGGAUUUUUGUAGAGAUCAAUGUUUUACGAAGUGAGUUGGGACUCCACCGUAACAGGAUUUCCGAUCUAGUAUAUCCCUUAUGCAACGUGUUGGACGAGUCAUUGGGUGCUGCUCUGUGGUUUGCUUCGAAAGGCGUUGGAAUGUGCAACGGAGAACCCUACACAAGUAGCAGCCGAAUCCUGCUGUUAGGGUCUGGAGCGGAUGAACUUUUCGGAGGGUACACCCGACACAAAGCCGCAUUUGAACGUUGUCUGCGAGACCCAGAAGUCGUUGCCGGGUCCACCGAAUCAUUCGAGAAUGCAUUCCACGCAUUGAAUGAGGAGCUUAAUUUAGACUGGAAUCGUCUGCCAAGCAGAAACCUGGCUCGCGAUGAUAGGGUUAUAAGCGAUCAUGGGGCAACCCCGAGAACACCGUACCUUCAAGAAGAUUUCAUUGCAAUUGUACGGUCAUUGAAGGCUUGUCAGAGGUGCUAUCACCCGCUUGGUCCCGGGAUUGGUGAUAAGCUGAUUCUACGCAUCUGUGCCUAUAAGCUCGGUCUACGAGAGGCCUGUAUUUUACGCAAACGUGCAUUACAAUUUGGCUCUAAGAUUGCUGAUAGGAAGCAGAAUGCGAUGGAUCGAUCAUCAUUUUUGGAUCAUUAAAGGUUUAA